AUGAAGCUCAAGUGCUGCAACGCAGACCAAGCGGCGCACGCGGAGCCCCUGCGGUCGCUGAAGCUUCAAGAUUGGCAGCGGAACCCGUGUGGAGCCCUUCGCUUCUUGAGUGCUGGAUGGGUGGAGGCCUCCCAAAUUCUUCAACUGCUUUUGGCAGCUUCCAUACAGACGAAUGUGUUUCACUUCCAUGCGUUGUCGGGUGCUGUUUCUCGGGCCAAGCCGUGGCCCCGAGCACUUCAGAUGCUGUGCAGCGUGGGUAACCACCCGGAGGUUGCUGCCGACGCGGUGAGCUUGAAUGCUGCCAUCCGCGCCGGAGCGAAGGGACAACGCUUGACGCCGAUAGAGGCUACAAACCAAGUUCAAGCCUGA
This is a messenger RNA of Symbiodinium natans, 369 nucleotides long. NCBI's taxonomy places the organism in Eukaryota, Dinophyceae, Suessiales, Symbiodiniaceae. The record is from the annotation of a GenBank genome assembly.